GCCACGGUGAGCCCUGCCGCUGCAGCCGGGGCGCAGACCCUGAGUGCCAGCUCCGCGCCCCCGAGGAGAGCAACGGCGAGCCUCCAAAACCCGCACGAUGCAGGCCACUGCCGAUUCCACCAAGAUGGACUGUGUGUGGAGCAACUGGAAAAGUCAGGCUAUUGACCUGCUCUACUGGCGGGACAUCAAGCAGACUGGGAUCGUGUUCGGGAGCUUCCUGCUACUGCUCUUCUCCCUGACCCAGUUCAGCGUUGUGAGUGUCGUGGCCUACCUGGCUCUUGCCGCGCUCUCAGCCACCAUCAGUUUCCGCAUCUACAAGUCUGUGUUACAAGCGGUGCAGAAAACCGACGAGGGCCACCCUUUCAAGACCUACUUGGAGCUCGAGAUCACCCUUUCUCAGGAGCAGAUCCAGAAGUACACAGACUGUCUGCAGUUCUAUGUGAACAACACACUUAAAGAACUGAGGAGGCUCUUCCUUGUCCAGGACCUGGUGGAUUCCUUAAAAUUUGCAGUCCUGAUGUGGCUCCUGACUUACGUUGGCGCUCUUUUCAACGGGCUGACCCUGCUGCUCAUGGCUGUGGUUUCAAUGUUUACUCUACCUGUAGUGUAUGUUAAGCACCAGGCACAGAUUGACCAAUAUCUGGGACUUGUGAGGACUCACAUAAACGCUGUUGUGGCAAAGAUUCAGGCUAAAAUCCCAGGCGCUAAAAGGCAUGCUGAGUAAAUCGAUAUCCCACCAGGGACUGGACACAAACCAGAAUGUCUGGAGUGGUAACAACUCUGUUCUUACAUGUUACUGCAAAUUGAUUGUUUCUCCCCCCAGUACCAUAAUCUUAGAGACAAACUUUAAAACAGCUGUUUUUAGGCUGUUCCUGUACUCUUAGGAUAUUUGAGUCACUUGUGUCAAGCACUAAAGUAUAGAAAAAGUGUAUUAGAUGUGGUUUUAAUUUUGUGUUGCUAAAAAAAAAAAAAAAGUGCAUGAUGGUGAGAGCCCAGCUUAUUUUGUCUUCUUCGGUGUUCUCCUCCUCCUCUCUGCAAUGCUUCUGUAGCUUCUGACGUUCCCCGUGGCUAGGCCCUUCCUGCCGAGUGCACUGAUGCAGUAGUGGAAAUCGCUUAUAUGUCCUUGGGUUGCUGGUUGGAUUAAUCUUUAAUAACAAUAUAUAGAAUUGUAGACUGAUGUUUUAGUGUUUUUCCAACACACAACAUAAAAAUAAAAACAGUCGACCGUACUUAUGGUAAUCAGUUUUGUAUAACUUAAAAUAAUUAAAUAAAUGAAUAACCCCUCCUCCCUGCCCUCCCCCCCCAAAAAAAAACAUGCAGUACUUUUGUUGUGUGGGACUGACAGGCUGAUUUACAUGUAUGGUAAAAAAAAGUACCAGCAUGUUAACUUUAUUACGAUUUGUAUUACUUUCUCUGUAGUUCCUAAUGGACCUAAUUAUGGACUCUGGAUAUUUGCACUUAUGUACUUGAUACUGAAUGCAUAAAUAAAUGUUACUAAAUGUAAAACCUUCUCCCUCUCUUCUUGUGGUCUUACCAGAAAAUGCAAAAGUUCUAAGAGCUAGAAUCUUCUGAGGACAGGCUGGGAAGCCUGAGACCAAGAGCUCACUUUAUUCCUGUCUUCAGGACUGCAUGGUCCAACUUCAACUUAGUAUAUGGCUCCUUUGGGGUCUUUAUAGAAGUCACUACAAAGUAGUAAAACUGGAAAAUACUCUUCAUGUUGUAC
This is a messenger RNA of Panthera uncia (snow leopard), 1723 nucleotides long. It is a transcript of the gene RTN1, whose product is annotated as reticulon 1. Gene Ontology annotation, biological process: neuron differentiation; endoplasmic reticulum tubular network formation; brain development. NCBI's taxonomy places the organism in Eukaryota, Metazoa, Chordata, Mammalia, Carnivora, Felidae. Gene Ontology annotation, cellular component: postsynaptic density; neuron projection. The coding region runs from base 98 to 724 and encodes 208 amino acids. The record is from RefSeq and is a predicted model, not a curated record. The transcript has 7 exons.